Messenger RNA from Sclerotinia sclerotiorum 1980 UF-70, 912 nucleotides. Its product is annotated as GTP cyclohydrolase. The record is from RefSeq and is a predicted model, not a curated record. The transcript is spliced from 3 exons. The coding region runs from base 1 to 912 and encodes 303 amino acids. Gene Ontology annotation, biological process: tetrahydrofolate biosynthetic process; tetrahydrobiopterin biosynthetic process. NCBI's taxonomy places the organism in Eukaryota, Fungi, Ascomycota, Leotiomycetes, Helotiales, Sclerotiniaceae. Gene Ontology annotation, cellular component: cytoplasm. Gene Ontology annotation, molecular function: GTP binding; GTP cyclohydrolase I activity; zinc ion binding.
AUGGUACAAUUCUCCAACCAAGAUGGAAACAAGGAGGAAGCGGAGAAGGAAACCAGGGAAUUCAAUGGAGGAAAUUCCAAGCGCAAAUCUGAAAGUAAUUGGGAAGGCGGAGAAAUGACUAAGAAGAAGAAGAGGAAGUCAAAGGCGAAUGGUCAUCAUGGACAUCGAAGACAUAGUGUCAGCACCAAACCAGCCAGAGAUCCAAGAGAUGAGGCGGCAGACACUCCGGAAGAGACUCCUGUUGAGGUUUCGAGAAGUCCCAGUCCAGUCAUUGAUUUUGAUGGUUUGAGUCGGCCUAGCAAAGGCGCGCGAGAACGUCUUGACGAAUCUCCAGAACAAGCAGCUGUCCGCAUGUCAAAAUUGACAGGCGCAGUUCGCACAAUCCUCGAAUGCAUAGGUGAAGAUCCGGAUCGAGAAGGUCUCUUAGCCACCCCCGAGCGAUACGCAAAAGCAAUGCUAUACCUCACGAAGGGAUAUCAGGAAAAUGUCAGGGACAUUGUCAAUGAUGCAAUUUUCCAUGAGGACCACAAUGAAUUAGUAAUUGUCAAAGAUAUCGAGGUCUUCAGUAUGUGCGAGCAUCAUAUGGUUCCAUUCACUGGAAAGAUGCACAUUGGCUAUAUUCCAGAUCGAAAUGUCAUCGGUAUUUCAAAGUUACCACGAAUUGCAGACAUGUUUUCACGAAGGCUACAAAUUCAAGAGAGGCUCACCAAAGAUGUCGCACAUGCCGUUAUGGAAAUUCUCAAACCACAGGGCGUGGCAGUUGUCAUGGAAUCGAGCCAUUUAUGCAUGGUCAUGCGUGGGGUUGAGAAAACAAGUGCUACGACGAUUACGAGCUGUGUUCUUGGUUGCAUAGAAAAAAGAGAGAAGACUAGAAAUGAGUUUUUCAGCUUGGUGGGCUUGAAUAGAAGAUAG